UAGAUAGAUAGAUAGAUAGAUAGGUAGAUAGGUAGGUAGGUAGAUGUGAAUGUGAAAACAAUGAUUAGACUGAAUUAAUAGUGUCUUUUAUUCAUUUUCAUCACUCUUCUUCUUUUUUUAUUCUUAUUCUUAUUGAAUGUUAACGUAUACAAUUUGGUGUUUCUAAUUAUUUAAUUAAUUAAUUAAUUAAUAAAUUAAUCAAUUGAUCAAUAUUAUGGAAUAUCUUGAACAAUUUACAGUGAUUGAUAAAAAUCGAGAUGGAAUCAUUUCAAGAAGGGAUUUAUUUAAAUAUGCAUUAAGUAUUGGUGAAGAUUUGUCGAUGGUUGAUAGAUGGUUAAGACUUUUCGAUACAAAUGAUAAAGGCAUAAUCACAAUUGAAGAUGUCAGUCGUACUCUGGGUGUACCACCUCCGAAAUUUUAUGAUGAAAGAUAUAAUCGACGACUUAAUGGAAAAUUUGAAUCAUCCAAUGAUGUUUUUCAUCAAGCUGCAGCAAAAUUUCGUUCAACUGAAGAUAUUACACGUUAUUCACAAUCAUCAUUAACAUCUACAGAAAAUUUAUCAAUAUAUAAACGUAGUUAUUCUAGUGAUAAUGUACCAUCAGAUUAUCAUAGAUUAAAAGUUGAUAAUUCAUGGCAACUAAAUGAUGAACCAUUAAUUAUAGAAUAUUCAUAUGAAAAAAUUAAAGAGAAAUUAAAUCAAUUAAUUGAAAUAGCUAUGAAAAAACAAAUUGAUAUUCAAACAAUACCACAAUUUAUAGCAAUAGCAUUAGAAAAAGAAUAUGGUCGUAAUUGGCAUGUAAUUAUUGGACCAUAUAAAGCUGGUUGUGCUGUAACACAUUUAAUUGGACGAUUCUCUAAUGCUCAAUAUGCAUCAUAUCAUGUGAUUGCAUUUCAAACAUUGGAUUUGUAAAGUGUUCACCUUCUUUCUUUCUUUCUUUCAUUCUUUCUUUCAUUUGUUAUUGUUACUACCUUUUAUAUCUUACAAUUUACUUGUUCAUUAUAUUCUAUUGGUAAUAUGGAACUUGUGUACCUAUCACUAGUAUGCUUUGUUUAUUAUUUAUAUUGCAAUAUGACAAUUUAGCUAAUGUUAUGUAUGGAUUAUAUAUUCUUUCGAAUAACACUAAACUUGAAUGUUAGCAUAGAGAACUAUGGAAAACGGUUGUAUAAGUGUUGAAAUAAAUAAUGAAAAAAAGAAGAUAAAGGUAACUCUUUGUAAUU
Schistosoma bovis is the source of this 1218-nucleotide messenger RNA. The record is from the annotation of a GenBank genome assembly. NCBI's taxonomy places the organism in Eukaryota, Metazoa, Platyhelminthes, Trematoda, Strigeidida, Schistosomatidae.